Molecule: messenger RNA, 839 nt
Organism: Meloidogyne enterolobii
Lineage: Eukaryota; Metazoa; Nematoda; Chromadorea; Rhabditida; Meloidogynidae
Source: the annotation of a GenBank genome assembly
UCUGAUAGAAUUAUUGAUGAAAAAACUGGGAGAUUGACAAAACCUUUCAAGUACUUUAAUUUUUAAAAAUUUAAGAAAAUUUAAAGAGUAAUGCUAAUGAAUUUAUUUGAUAUUUUUGAUUUGGAUGAUGAUGGACUUUUAAGUCGAAGAGAAUUUGAAGCUUAUAGUAUUCUUGCUGGUACUGGACCUGUUAGUGAACAAGAAUGGACACGUAUUUGUACAGAUUUUGAAUUAAGACAGCAACAUAUACCAAUGAAGACAUUUGUACAAAUGCAUCAAAGAGAGGCAGAAAGUUAUGGCCCAAAAGGAAAUUUAGAACAAAUGUGGAAAGCUGUUAGGGCGCUUGGACAUAAUCGACGAUUUUUUAUGAGCACAACGUGUCCACUUCGUUUAACAUUACAUUGUUCUGAAGGCCCAUUGCUUAUCGAACCAUUUCGUGUUGACCGAUUUUAUUCGGAUGAGAUAGACAAUCUUUUAGCUGAACAUUUUUGGGAACAAGGAAAGCCGUUACCCUAUUUAAAAGAAUUUACAAGUCUUCGCCAAUUUAAAGCUGAUUAUUAUGUUGUGUUGAUAGCUGGAAAAACAAAACAAACAACUCAUUAUGAGCUUGACUUGAGAGGUUCAAAUAAUGUAAAUAUUGAAGGAAAAGAAUUAAUUAUUGACCAAAAAGUUCAACCAAAUAUAAUUCAGAUUUUAACUGUUGUAAUUGCCCAGUCAGAAAAUUGGUAUUUAAGUGUGAAAAUGAAAGGAGCUCCAAUAAAAUCUGAAAAAAGAAAAGAAGAAAUAAAUGUCGAGAAGAUUAAUUGAUAAAAUGGUUUUCUAGUCUUAAAAAUUUUUUU